Messenger RNA from Ostrea edulis (European flat oyster), 2949 nucleotides. Its product is annotated as ATP-dependent DNA helicase DDX11-like. Bases 10 to 2775 code for a protein of 921 amino acids. The record is from RefSeq and is a predicted model, not a curated record. Gene Ontology annotation, molecular function: ATP binding; DNA binding; DNA helicase activity. Gene Ontology annotation, cellular component: nucleus. NCBI's taxonomy places the organism in Eukaryota, Metazoa, Mollusca, Bivalvia, Ostreida, Ostreidae. Gene Ontology annotation, biological process: nucleobase-containing compound metabolic process; establishment of sister chromatid cohesion. The transcript has 9 exons.
CAAACAACAAUGGCGGGAAGUAUGGACGAGUUUGACGACGAAGGCGACGAUAUAUUAGCGUCGUUCAUCGAGGACAGAGAGGGUAUCCAAGUUAACGUUCCAUUGGAAUUUCCAUUUCCUUUUGAACCAUAUGAUAUUCAGAAGGAGUUCAUGAAGAAUCUGUACAUCAACCUUGAGAGGGGACAUGUGGGGAUAUUUGAGAGUCCCACGGGAACAGGGAAGUCCCUGAGUCUUAUUUGUGGAGCUCUGAAGUGGCUUAAGGAAUUUCAAGAGAAGCAGAAGAAGGACCUGGAAGCCUUGAUAGCUGAAGAAGAGAAAGCCACUGGCAGUGGUGAUAGAGCGUCUGGUGAAUUAGACUGGGUUGCAGAGUUUGCUGUAAAGAAGGAAAAACAAGAAAAACUGGAAAGUGCCAAACAAAAGCACCAAAAAUUGGCAAAACAGGAGUCUAGAUUGCUAGAGAUCGGAAAGCGUAAAAAGCAGGGAAGGCGAAAAAGAGACAGGCUGGAGGACGAGUUUGAGGAAUUGAUGAAGACAGCGACCUCCGAAGUUCAAGCUGCCUACCGAGAGGAAAUUGACAAGGUUGAAGGUCAAGAGGUCAAUCAAGGUGACGAUGACCUGGUUCCAGAGGAUUAUCAUAGUGACGAGGAAGUCGGUGCUGGAAAGGCGUCAGAUGACGAGAACUCUGACGAAGAAUUAGAUCAUGUGACCAAAAUUUACUACUGCAGUCGCACACACUCGCAGCUUGCUCAGUUUGUUCGGGAAAUCAUCAAAAGCCCAUAUGGAUCAAACACAAGAGUGUUGUCAUUGGGUUCGAGACAAAAUCUGUGUGUGAAUGAGACUGUUAGAAAAUUAAAAUCUCUCUCAUUGAUGAAUGACGCGUGUCUGGAUUUACAGAAAAAUAAACGCAAGGUUAUUGAUCGAGAGGAGAGUGGAGAGGCAGUCAGAAAGAGGCGAGAUAAGGGAGGCAGUGGGUGUCAGUACUACAAGCAGGAGAAGAUGGAGGAACUGGGGGGACAGAUACUGACAGAAAUAACAGAUGUGGAGCAGAUCGUCAAAUUAGGUCGCCAGAUGAAGGCUUGUCCGUACUACACGAAUCGUUUGUCCGUCCACCUAGCUGAGGUGGUGGUGCUGCCGUACAAUAUUAUCCUACACAAGUCAACAAGGGAGGCCAGUGGGAUUCGUUUGGAGGGAAAUGUGGUGCUAAUAGACGAAGCUCAUAAUCUGCUGGAGACCAUUAAUUCUGUGUACAGUGUCGUGGUAACGGGGGCCCAGCUUACUAAGGCACACAGUCAGCUCAGCCAGUAUGAACAAAGAUUCCGAUCUCGAUUGAAAGCCAAAAAUUUACUGUACGUCAAGCAGAUCUUGUAUAUACUGAGCUGUUUGGUGAGACUACUAGGUGGACGGACCGACGCUAACGUAAUUAAACAAUCGAUCGGGAAAUCAGAGUCGAAAGUGAUGACUGUAAACCAGUUCCUGUCGGAUAGCGGAUUUGACAACAUCAAUUUGUUCAAGAUUUUACAGUAUUGUCGAAAAAGCCAAAUCUCGAAAAAGUUAAACGGUUUUGUGGAAAAGUAUCCAAACAAUGAGGUUGCUAUAGCAACAGAAAAGACAGAAGAAAGACACCUGGGAAUCACAGGUUUCUUGAAAGAAAUUACACAGAAUGUGGAGACUUCUAAUUUAACUGCAGAAACACAGAAGACAAACACCAGCAAGGGGAACGAGGAGGCCAUUGUAAUGAGGUCACCACUGAUGCAUAUUGAGGGAUUUAUAUCCUCCCUAACAAAUGCUGACAAAGACGGAAGAAUUGUGCUAACCAAACAACCAUUGCUCAGUAACUGCACGCUGAAAUUUUUGCUGAUGAACCCGGCUGUUCAUUUCAAAGAUUUACUCUCCGAAGCCAGGUCAGUGAUCGUGGCCGGUGGAACCAUGCAGCCGAUGGAAGAAUUCAAACAACAGCUGUUCUUUGCUGCUGGAAUUGGUCCUGAGAAAAUUCAUGAAUAUUCAUGUGGUCAUGUGAUACCAUCUGAUCAUCUAUUGGCUUUGGCUAUGAAGGCGGGGCCAUUAGGAGUAGAUCUUGACUUCACCUAUGGUUCUCGAGAGAAACCUGCUCUUCUGAAUGAACUAGGACUAAUAGUGAGCAAUGUUUGCAAUGUGAUUCCUGGAGGUGUGGUCUGUUUCUUUUCGUCAUAUGAUUACCAGCAUCUUGUUUAUCAGCAGUGGCAGAAGACAGGCAUCCUAGCCAAACUGGAGAAGAAAAAGAGGAUCUUUCAGGAGCCUAAAUUGUCCAGUCAAGUGGAGCAAGUUCUAGGAGAAUAUUCCAAAUCCAUUCAGAACUCCAGUUGUGGAACAGGAGCGAUUUUGUUUUGUGUGGUUGGAGGAAAAAUGAGUGAAGGCAUCAACUUCUCCGACGAUCUCGGUCGAGGUGUCAUCAUGGUGGGCAUGCCAUACCCCAACAUUAAGAGCCCAGAACUGCAGGAAAAAAUGCAGUAUUUAAAUUCAAAUUUCCCAAAAGACAAAGAUGGACACCUUCCCGGUCAAAUACACUACGAAAACUUGUGUAUGAAAGCUGUCAAUCAGUCUAUUGGUCGAGCCAUUCGUCACCGUGGAGAUUAUGCUACCAUUCUUUUGCUUGAUAAACGCUACGGUAAAGAGAGCGUAAGGAGCAGACUUCCCUCCUGGAUUGGGAAAGAUCUGCAGAAAAUGGAGAAGUAUGGUCCAGCCAUAGCUGCCAUUUCCCAGUUCUUCCGAAAAAAGAAAACAGAUGCUACAACUUGAAAGUCAAAAGUUGUUAAAACCGUGUAAAUUACAUUUAAAUGAAUGUACACAAAUUUUAAUUUGCAUUUCUGUUUCGUUAAUUGUGCUGAAUAAACAAAAAACACUUAUUUUAUUUAUGAAAGUCAAAAUUUGUUAAAAGACAGUGUAAAUUACAUUUUUAAAAAGAAUUUUAUU